AUGGUUGAUGAUAUUAAAACUGCUGAUCCUAGUAAUGCGUUAGUCAAAUUUGCUGACGAUUUGACGUCAGGAGUGCCUGGCAACGAAAGUGGUGACACAUCUCGAUCUGAAACUGCCUGUUUACAGGAUUGGGCGGAAGAGAAUAGAAUGCCCUUAAACUUGGAAAAAACGUACGAAAUGGUUGUUCGAAGACACACCUCUGUAGUUUUGCCUGAGCUUAUCCCUUCAAUUAAGCGAAAAACAUGGCUAACGCUUUUAGGAGUUACUCUACAAGAUAAUCCGUGCAACUGGGAUUUGCACUUCGAAGAAAUGCUCAAAAAAGCAAGUGGACAAAUGUAUAUUAUGAGAGUUUGCAAAUACUAUGGCCUAUCAAUUAAACAAUUAGAUCUGCUGUUUGAUAGCCUAAUUAUGUCGAUAUUCACUUUUGCUAUUGAGCUGUGGGGUUGUGCAUAUGACGGUAAAUAUUUGAACCAAAUAGAUAAAUUCAUUAAACGUGCACAUAAGAAUGGUUAUAUAUCAAAACGAACACACAUUAAAGAAAUACGUGAUAAGAGAGAUAUGAAACUGUGGAACAAAAUAACAUCAACUGAGGACAAUGCAUUGCUUGAACUGCUGCCGGAAAAAAGAAGUAGGUUACUUAGGCCUAGAGGGCAUGAGUAUGAACUCCCCCUAGUGAGAACAGAAAGAUUCAAAAGGUCGUUCAUAAAUCGUUGUCUGUAUAACUUUGUUUAG
Paramuricea clavata is the source of this 732-nucleotide messenger RNA. NCBI's taxonomy places the organism in Eukaryota, Metazoa, Cnidaria, Anthozoa, Malacalcyonacea, Plexauridae. The record is from the annotation of a GenBank genome assembly.